CCUGGUAUGGGCCAGUCACCCCUUCGCCGAGAGGCCCCGAAAGUGAAGACACCAACCGGCCCAUAGGAGACGUAUAUAAGGGCUUCCUCUCGUGUCUCGUCCACAGUACAUCUGCAACAGCCAUCAUGUUCGUGCUCCUCGCCUGCCUGUUCGCCGUCGCCGCCGCCGCUCCCCAGCUGGAGCAGGAACCCAUCGGCAUCUUGCUUGACGAACGAACAGACUCCGGUGAUGGCAACUUCGCUUAUAACUUCGAGACCGAGAAUGGCAUCGUGAUGGAAGUGUCCGGCACCCCCGGGGCUGAGGGCGCAACCAACAUGCAGGGUGUCUACAGGUUCCCCCUCCCUGACGGCUCCAUCGCUGAGGUCCGCUUCUUCGCUGAUGAGGGAGGUUACCGCGCCGAGUCCCCGCUCAUCCCCACCCCCCACCCUCUCCCCGCCCACGCCCAGGAGCAGAUCCGCAUCGCCGAAGAGCAGCGCGCCCAGGGCAUUACCUUUGACAACCAAGGCAGGAGACUGAACCGCUAAACCUAGGGACGCCGCUUCAUGGAAUCCGCUAAAUUUUCGACACGUCUUCGUUAUAUACCAACACUAAGUAGUUCUUCCCUACUUCGACGCAUCAUCUGGCCUUCUCAUUCUAUAAUUAUUUCUACAUUUGCGAUUUUAUAAUAAACCGAUAAAAAACACGGCGCGGAGGUCACACUCGAUGGCGUCCGGCUGAGAAAAAAUAUAUCGUUUAAUAUCGCCGUCGUAAUGGAAAACGAUCUUCCAUAACUCUCGAAAAAUAAAUGAAUCAAUAUGAA
Messenger RNA from Portunus trituberculatus (swimming crab), 799 nucleotides. Its product is annotated as cuticle protein AM1159-like. The coding region runs from base 126 to 524 and encodes 132 amino acids. The record is from RefSeq and is a predicted model, not a curated record. The transcript is spliced from 3 exons. Lineage: Eukaryota; Metazoa; Arthropoda; Malacostraca; Decapoda; Portunidae. Gene Ontology annotation, cellular component: chitin-based extracellular matrix. Gene Ontology annotation, molecular function: structural constituent of chitin-based larval cuticle.